This is a messenger RNA of Medioppia subpectinata, 861 nucleotides long. NCBI's taxonomy places the organism in Eukaryota, Metazoa, Arthropoda, Arachnida, Sarcoptiformes, Oppiidae. The record is from the annotation of a GenBank genome assembly.
AUGGUGAAGUGCUUAUUGCAUAGAAACGGAAGAGAAGUUUCGGCCAAAAGUAUCAUAGAAUCAGUGAAAACAGUGAUUCUUAAUAACGAAGAAAUCCAAUUAUUGACAGAUAUUUUGUUAAAUAAACAAAGCGAUGGUUCGACUGAAUGGCGAAAGAAAAACGAUCCGUUGGCUGUUCUUAAGAAACAGCUUCAGGAGAAAGAGGUGGCACUCGAGAAGACACUGAAGAACUUGUCGACAGCCGUUCAAAAGACACGCGAAUUGCGGAACGAAUUAGAAGUGGAAAAGUCGUCGCAAUUGAAUAGUCGAGAGAAGAGCCAACAAAUGCAACACGAAAUACAAGCGCUUCAUCUGAAACUACAACAGAGUUACGAAAGUCAGAGGAAUGAAAUGAAUGCAAUGCAGAAACAGUUGCAACAAAUUCAGGUCAAACUCAGCGACGAACGAAGUCACGCCAUUCGACUCCAAGAAGACAACUCUCGACUCCAGCAACUCAUGAAGAGUGACCAACACGUGAAGCACGAAGUGGAUCAGCUCAGGACUGAACGCACACAGUAUGAGAUGCGAAUGUCUGCCUCUCAGAAGAGUAACGAAGAACUUCUUCGAAAGACACAACAAUUGGAAAACAGAAUCAAAUCAAUGAGUGAUUCGCGACAAAAAGAUGAAACCACUUAUCAAAUGCACAUUAAAGAUGUCUCACAAGAGUUACAGAAAUGCGAGACUCAGAGGAAUGUUUUGGUGGAGGAGUUGAGCCAUAAGACGAAUAAAUGCAAUGCAAUUGAAUCGGAAAAUAUUCAAUUUAUUCAGAGAUUCAAAGAGUUGGAAGAGACGAAGAACUCAGAAAUUAAAGUUUUAAUCGAC